AUGGAUAUGCCUUUGGUAAUGCCAAAGUUGAGUUCCGAUUCUGUUAGCUUCGAUUUUAUGUUGUUUUUGACAUUUUCUUCGCGUCAAUUUAAAACAGGCGAUGCCUUGAAUAUGCUGAAGACCAACUUAGUUGAUCCUAAUAAUGUUCUGCAAAGUUGGGAUGCUACACUUGCCACUCCUUGCACUUGGUUUCAUGUAACGUGCAAUAGUGAGAACAGCGUUACAAGAGUUGAUCUUGGAAAUGCAAACUUGUCUGGUCAAUUGGUUCUAGAACUUGGACAGCUUCUGAAUUUGCAAUACUUGGAACUUUAUAGCAACAACAUAAGAGGAAAAAUUCCUAUUGAGCUUGGCAAUUUGACGAGUUUGGUGAGCUUGGAUCUUUUCUCGAACAAUUUGAGUAGUAUCAUCCCGGACACAUUGGGCAGGCUUCAAAAAUUACGUUUCCUACGGCUUAACAACAACACUUUGUCUGGAACUAUUCCUAUGUCAUUGACUAAUAUCAAUUCACUUCAAAUCCUUGAUCUUUCAAACAAUCAAUUAACAGGAGUUGUCCCAGUUAAUGGCUCCUUUCAACUUUUUACUUCCCUCAGUUUUCAAAAUAAUAAAUUUCCUCCAACUCCUCCAUCGGCUCCAUUUUUGCCGCCACCCCCAUCUACAGCUUCAGGUAGCAGUGCCAUUGGAGCCAUUGCUGGAGGAGUUGCUGCUGGUGCUGUCCUGUUGUUUGCUGACCCUGCAAUCGCACUUGCUUGGUGGCGGCGAAGGAAACCAGAGGAUAGCUUCUUUGAUGUACCUGUUGAAGAGGAUCCUGAAGUUCAUCUAGGACAGCUCAAGAGGUUUUCUCUGCGUGAACUACAAGUUGCAACUGAUAGUUUUAGCAAAAUAAAUAUUCUAGGAAGAUGUGGGUUUUGUAAGGUAUACAAAGGGCGAUUAGCCAAUGGCUCUCUAGUGGUAGUAAAAAGACUAAAAGAAGAACGCACUCAGGGUGGGGAGCUGCAGUUUCAAACAGAAGUGGAAAUCAUCAGCAUGGCCGUCCAUCGAAAUUUAUUGCGUUUGCAUGGCUUUUGCAUGACACCGACAGAGCGAUUGCUUGUUUAUCCCUUCAUGUCUAAUGGAAGUGUUGCCUCAUGUUUAAGAGAGCGAUGUGAUUCACAACCCCCACUUGAUUGGCCCAAAAGGAAGCGAAUUGCAUUGGGAUCCGCAAGAGGCCUUACAUAUUUGCAUGAUCAUUGCAACCCAAAAAUAAUUCACCGUGAUGUCAAAGCUGCAAAUAUAUUGUUGGAUGAUGAAUUCGAAGCAGUUGUUGGAGACUUUGGGUUAGCGAAACUUAUGGAUUACAAGGAUACACAUGUUACCACCGCUGUACGUGGUACAAUUGGGCAUAUUGCUCCCGAGUACCUCUCCACUGGAAAGUCUUCAGAGAAAACUAAUGUUUUUGGGUAUGGAGUCAUGCUUCUGGAGCUCAUCACUGGACAGAGGGCUUUUGAUCUUGCUCGACUUGUCGAUGACGACAACGACGUUAUGUUGCUUGAUUGGGUGAAAGGACUUCUGAAAGAUAGGAAGGUGGAAACACUAGUCAAUGAAGAUAUGCAGGGAAACUACGUCGAAGAUCAGGUGGAGCAACUUAUCCAGGUGGCUCUGCUCUACACGCUGAGCUCCCCAAUGGAACGUCCCCAGAUGUCGGAAGUUGUCAGAAUGCUUGAAGGCGAUGGGUUGGAGGAGAGGUGGGAAGAGUGGCAAAAGGAGGAGAUCCACCCCCAAAAUAACUAUUCGAUCAUUGCCCAAUUCAACAACCUUCCCGACUCCACUCCCAACCUCCCUCCAGAAGAAUUGUCCGAUCCCAGAUGA
Molecule: messenger RNA, 1845 nt
Organism: Camellia sinensis
Lineage: Eukaryota; Viridiplantae; Streptophyta; Magnoliopsida; Ericales; Theaceae
Source: RefSeq, a predicted model, not a curated record